This is a messenger RNA of Limulus polyphemus (Atlantic horseshoe crab), 7933 nucleotides long. Its product is annotated as MLX-interacting protein-like. The transcript has 18 exons. Gene Ontology annotation, biological process: regulation of transcription by RNA polymerase II. The record is from RefSeq and is a predicted model, not a curated record. Lineage: Eukaryota; Metazoa; Arthropoda; Merostomata; Xiphosura; Limulidae. The coding region runs from base 234 to 3296 and encodes 1020 amino acids. Gene Ontology annotation, cellular component: nucleus. Gene Ontology annotation, molecular function: RNA polymerase II cis-regulatory region sequence-specific DNA binding; DNA-binding transcription factor activity, RNA polymerase II-specific; protein dimerization activity.
AACGCCACUCAUCUGUUGAUGUCAUCACUCCACCCCUUAGUUUUCAACCAAUAUGGCGAUUCAGCUGUGGAGGAGUGUUCUACGUACUAUCGUGACUGUAACUUGGACGCAUGAGACAUUGGAAAUGUUUUACUUCUCUGGCUGUAUUUUGCUUUGUUAGGUAGGUGUUGGAUAAUACUGUUUUAGAAAUGACUUCAGCCCCACAAGAGAAGAGAAUUUGAGUGUUGAGAAAAAUGGAAAAAGAAACUAUACACAGUGGACAUUUCAUGGUGUCAGAGAUUGACGAUUCUGGGGUUCAUGUUGACGAUGACGCCUCGAUUUUAACGGCCCACGAAUCGGACGGUGAUCAAGAUAACGUUCCUCUGCCAAAUGAAGUUCGUGAUUUUGACUUUGACAAAGGUUGUAAAGAAACAUGGAAAACAUAUACAUAUGGGCCACGAAGUUCACAUUCAAUAUCUAUAGACGUCUCCCUAACAAAAUUGUUCGAGACUAUGAGUUUAGCGUUCAGUGGCCGCUUGACCUCUCCAAGGUGGAAGACCUUCAAAGGAUUAAAGUUAAGUCUGAAGAACAAAAUCAGAUUAAAUAACAUCAUAUGGAGAGCAUGGCAUAUACAGUUCUUAGGAAAAAGGAAACCUGCAGUGUGCCAGUUUGCCUCUCCAUUAGACGGGGAAACCCACAAUAAACCAGAGGCUAUUGUAUUGGAAGGGAAAUACUGGAAAAGAAAACUAAGCACAAUUACAUCAGAGUACAAAAAGGGGCGAUUGUUCUGUUGGGAAAAGAUUCGUGCAAAAAACUCAGAAAUUUCUGACUUGGCAGCAAUGGAGGCUAUGGAUCUUGAUGUCAGGUGGCCAUCUCGAGCUUGGGAUGGAAGUGCGUGUAUGAGCUCUGUGAUGGAUGAUGAAUUUCUGAUGGAUACUUUCAGUGACACUUUGUUCAGCAGUCUCAUUCCCAAUCAGCCUUUUGAUUUCCCCAAUCCUCGUGAAAUUGCUGCCAAAGCUGGUAAUGCUGAUUUCAUUCAACCAGGGCUUAUCCAACUUCAGCCAUCCCUUGAUGACAUUUAUAUGGACACAUUUGAACCUUUAUCAGAUUUUCUGAUGUUCAGAUUACCCCCUCUACCAGAGGAAGUGUCAGAGCAGGUACACUCACAAGAAACGACCACGACCUCGGUAGGGACGGAACAGGGUUGUCGUCCAGAGACUUCGGUGUCCUCUUGUAAUGAACAAAGUACUUAUGGCCCCAGCAGUGCUGCAAGCUCUGUGUGUUUCCCCCAAGAUCUGCCCCUCUUUUCAUCAGAAAAAAGAUUUCUUCCAUCAAAACAGCCAGUAGCUUCUUCUCAGUCUGUGAUGUUGGACUCUUUCUUGAUGUCACACGAACCUCAACUGAUCUCUAGUACAUCGGCUGAAAGAGAUGUAUUGAUGGACUCUCCAGAAACUGCACAACAAGAUAACCAAACGGUCAGUGAGAAAACUUUUGGUGCUAAAGCAAAAUCUAGUAUUAGUUCCUCAUCACUUUCUGCCUUCAUUGAUUCAAAGCAUUGUGGAGACCUUUUCAGUGUAUCACCAUCAAUCAUGUCAACACCACUGACUUUACAGUCAUCAUCAACUAAAGUGCCUUCCUUGGCUCAAGCUCAUACCACUAGUGGCUUCCCUAGGCCAUUUCUGAGCCCUUCCAUAGGACAACAAACAGUUCCACCUCUAAACUUUACCUCUUGUUCAUCCAGUGGUACUUGUAGAUAUUCUCCCUCUGCUCAGUUAGUGGAGCAUACUCAUUCUCCAAGUCAGAGCAUUAAUACCCAGAACCAAGUUGAUGCUGUGCUCAAUAAAGCUACAAAGAUUAAACCAAAGAACAUAAUAGUAAAGGUUGAGGAAGAAGGUAGAAUAUCGAACGGAACAACUCGGGUUAGUCAAGACAGUGGAGUUUUUCAACGAAGGCACUCCUUUACUGGAACUCGCAUUUUGUGGGACAAAGCACUUCACCCUGACACUGGACAGUCUGUAAACCUGACUUCAAUUCAGCCAGGAAACAAAUUUGCAAUUCCUAGAUCACCUCUUCAACGAUCUGAGCGAUCUCGCAGCAUAUCAUCACCUCAGACUGGAAGCCCUAGGCUAUUUCCUCAGUUAUCCACGCAUGCAACUUCCCUCACAAACAUCAACAUCAGCCCACCUCCCAGUCUCAGUACAAUAUCUCGCAAGAGAUUACCGGACACGACAUCCAAUAGGAAGCUCCUUCCUGCUGUUACAAGCACAACAGCACUACCACAUAAUGUGUUAGCACAACUGCUCACCUCACAAACAACAGCAAAGAAACUAGAUACAACAUCAACAUUACCUACAGCUGUUACUCCAGCAUUUUCCCAUCAAAAUCCAGCCCCCUUACCAGUUACAAUCAUUGGAACAGGUGCAGCUGGAGGGGCCACAGGACCACAGACUUUUGUGCUGUCUCCUCUGACUCUGGCAACAGUAACAGGUAUGAGUGACUUGGGGCAAAAUUUGUUGGUAGGAACUACGCAAGUGAUAUCAAAUCAUCAGAAGGUUCCUCUUCUAUCUGUUUCCUCAAACUCACUGAACAACAACACUUUACCAACAGCAUUGGAAGCACAAAAUAUUGUCGCAGAAAAUAGGAUUGUUUCUCCCUCUAAACCGUUGAGGCCUAAAUCAGAUGAGAAACAACUGAAGUACAAAGAACAUCGUAGAGUGUCUCACAUAAAUGCUGAACAGAAGAGACGGUGUAAUAUAAAGAAUGGCUUUGAUGCCCUGCGUCAUCUCUUACCUUCUCUAAGUCAAAAUCCAAACUGUAAAGUCAGCAAGGCUGCAAUGCUACAAAAAGCGGGAGAUUAUAUCCGAACCAUGAAAGCUGAGAGACAACAACAGCAAGAGGAGGCUGAAUUGUUGAGAGAACAAAUAGGAGGACUGAACAAAACAAUCAGUAUGUAUCAGAACCAGUUGCCUGCUACCGGAGCACCCAUGCCUUGUCAGCGAGCUAAUAAAAUGACUGAAAUGUUUAAGGAUUAUGUGAGGCAAAGAACACUUCAGAACUGGAAGUUUUGGAUUUUUAGCAUGAUAAUGGAGUCUCUUCUAGAUUCUUACAACAAUUCACUGUCCACUGCCAACUUGGAUGAAAUGUGUAAAACUGUACUCACAUGGCUGGAACAGCACUGUACUCUCACAGCUUUGAGGCCAGUUGUUUUAAACUGUCUGCGGCACCUGAGCACAUCAACAAGUAUUCUCUCAGACGUGUCCCUGCUUCCAGAGGAGGCAAUAGCUGCUAUCACCAAGAAAGAAUUCUCAAAUCAGUAGUGUGUAGUUCAUUACUGGGUGUAACUGAAUUUUGGAAAUGGUUGUACAGAAGAGUUAAAAUCAUACUAUGUUAUAAUGUACAAAAAAACAAGUACCAUGAACAAGAUAUAGCCUAGUAAAAAAAAUGAAACGGGACACUGUGUGUGUGUGUGUGUAGUUAGUAUUUACACACUACCUAGUGAUAAGUUCUCUUAUGGUGCUUGUAGUGACCUUUGCCUUGUAGUACUGAAACCAUUUAUGUUUAAAAUGACAUGGCCGCUUGUUCUUUUAUCUAACAAAAGCCAUGAUUUGCAAUUUUUUUUUUGCAAGAAACACAUUUUAUACAUUUUUCCUAAACAUACUUUUGCAUUUGAGAUCAUUGUGGUUUGUGUUUGAUUUGAAUCGUCCUUCAUCUCAAUUAAUUUUUUCAGCCUUUUAAACAAUUAGAGGGAGAUAAGAAUGGUUUAUUGACAGCAGUAGUUUCUAGAAGCCCUUGUUAUAACUAGUUUAAUUGCAACAUCAAUGUGCCCAUACAAUUUAGUAAUGGAUUGUGGUAAAAUCGCCAUUUUUUUGUACAUUUUUAUUAACUUUAUGAUUCUGUGUAAAUGUUUCUAAAAGGGAGAUUAUUGUGCCAGUUUAACUUUUGAGAAUUUUCUAAGUGAGUGACAAUUUUAUUCUUUUGUUUUCUUUCUUUCCUUACUAGACUUGGAACUUGCAUGGUCCAUGUUGGAUUAGUCUGACCAUGUUGAAUAACUAAUUUUCAAAAGAUAUUCUGUUUCCAACCAUGAUGUUAAUAUUGAAAUAUUAAAUUUUUGUGAAGUAAAGUGAGAGAACAUAUAAAUAAUGCAGAUUAGUUUUGUUUUUAAAUUUUUAUUAAAUGUUAUGUUUUUAAAAUACAAAAUUGGAAAAACUGCUUAUUUUAGGUGAAAGGUUUUAUUAGAACCCUUUUUUGUAUAUAAUAAAUAAUAGGUAUCUUUUGUUCCUUUCAGUACUUAAAAAGUAUUAUGCUUCUGUGUUGCUCCUACUACAAUUUAGGGCUUCACUAUUUGUUUUUUUAAAGUACAAACGGAGCUACUAGCUGUUUUGUAGUUCGUUAAAUAAGGCUACAUUUUCAUUUCGUCAUAAACAGCCUCAGUUUGUUUAAUUUCCCUAUAACUUUUCUCGGUUACUUAGAAAACUUUACCCGUGACUAAUUCCAUUUUUAUAAAUAAUUUAUUGCAAUCAAUGUUUCUCUGCUCUUUAAUGUUGUGAGUUGAUUUUCAGGUUGUUUGAUGUUUUUGUCAUCAUGGUAAAGGCAUAAGCCAAAAUUUUGUUGUAAUAAAUUACUUUGAAAAUUUCAGUUACAGUUGUUUAUAUAAACAAAUAAUUUUAAAAGUUAACCAAUGAGCAUUGUAAACAUUAAAAACAAAACUUAGACAUUAAGCAUGAGUGUAUGAUAUUUAGGUAUCAAAUAAAAAUAACCUAUAGCAUUAACUAGUUCAUACUGAGAUAAAGUUGCAAUAUGAUAUGGAUAGUUACUAUCCUCUCUGACUAGUUGACAUUUCACAUAUCAUAAACUAUGAUAGUGAAUCGUUAAGUGCGACUACACUAACCACAAAUAGACUAGUCAGAUCAGAAUGUUACAGUACUUUGUUUUAUUAAAUACUGACACUAUGUUAUAAAACUCUAGGUAACUAACUUGAAGGAACGAUCUGUCAUAGAUUUGACAAAAAAAAAAUCAAUGAAUAGUGUUGUGUGAAGUAAAAGAUGAAAAAACUUACCUCAGUAUGUGUAAAUUAACAAUGUUGAAUGUUUUGUGGUGCAAGAUAUGACUUCGUUACAAUUUGAAAAAUUGAUAACGAGGGUUAGAUCUAGUUUAAAAUAACUUCUAGUUGUCUGUUUUGUCCAUGUUUAGUUAUUACAACUCAAAGACACCUAAAUCUGAAAACUUGCAUUAUUGGAUAAAAUCUAGACUGUAUUUUGAUAUUUCACUCUGCAUCAAAAUGUAUAUAAAAUUCAGUGAAUUGUCAGAAAUUCUUUUUGCUGUUACCAUUAUGAAUAGAAUAAUUAAUUUCAGAAAUUUGUGAACAAUUUUUAAUUAAUUUCUCCCAAGAUAACUAGUAACAUAUCAUAAAUGUACAGCCGAAGAAUUAAUUAAUGUUGUUUAUAAAUGCAGCUAGACACCUUGGAAUAGACUAAAUCUAUAGUAUACAGCAAAUACUUAAGUGAAAAUACAGUGAAAUAGUUAAUUGUAAAAAAUGCAUGUCCUAGUUAGACAUGACAGUUUACAUUGUUAUGAACAGUAUGUAACCCAGCAUUACAACUACACUAAAAACAGUGAUAAAUAGAAAUCCCACAUAUAAGUAACAAUGUCGUUGUUGAGCAACAAUAUGAAACUGAACACUGAAAAUACACUAAGAUAGUGAUAAAUAGAAAUCCCACACAAACAUAACAAUGUCAUCUUUAAACAACGGUAUUUAAAUCUCACAUAAAUAUCACAAUGUGAUUGUUAUGCAACAAUAUGUAACUGAGCACUGAAAAUACACAAAUACUGUAGUAAAUAAAAAUAGAAACUCCUUAAAUUGUACAGUCAGUAAUUUUAUGAUGCAUAUAGUAACUUGGCAUCUUAUCUGCAACUAACAGAUUAUAUAAUACUGACUUGAAGCAAACAACAAGUGUGUGCAUGAAAUAUUUUUGUUUGGUCAAUCUGACCUAGAAUACUUCACCUCAGCUAUGCACAAUUGAAGGGCAUUCAAAAGUAAGAAUUUCUGACAAAAUGGAUAAGAUAGCCUUGUACUGUAGGCCAACUACAAGUAAUAUACUUUAUAGUCAAAGUGAUGAUAAUAUAAAUUAUCAGUACUUCACACCAAAUGAAAGACUUGUGUGUAAGUAAUUUUGUAAAUAAGCAAGUCCUGCUAAGCCGUGGAUAUUUUGAACUGGUUGCACUUUUGAUAGUACUUGUGUUUGAAUAAUCCCACACCAAUUAUUGUGUAGCACAUAAAAUGUAACCCUUGCUAAAGUUCACUAGUUAUGUGUGUGAAAUAUUUGUAAUUUCCAACAAUUUGAAAGUUGUUGUUAUCAUUUCAGUUCCCCCAAAAAAACUGAAAACAUGAAUACCGGUUUUGUGACCUUACUAUUAAAACUGUUGUCUUUUUAUACUUAUGGUUUAAACAUAACAAUCAACCACUUGUUGUGACGGGAACUCUAUUUGAUGUGUGUUAUAUGUACAAUGGAAUUAUUUGUUAGUACACACAUUUGCCAAGGAAAGUAACCUGACAAUUGUAUAUAAAUAUAAAUGAAGUUUCUCUAUGCAUGUAUGCAGUUACUUGUAUACGAAUAUUUGAAUUUUUACACUUCACAUGUGGACCUGUAUAUCAUAUGGUCAACCUUUAGUGUUUAACACCCACGUGUAGUGUACCAUAUCAUUAUUAAGGUAUUUAAUGUUUGAGUCAAAAUCAGUUUUCUCUGAAUUAUGCUUAGCAAGUUUUUUUGUUGUUGUUGUCAGAAACAGAAUUGCCUGCCAAAUCAUUCAAUAAUAAAGCAUAGUCCAAGUUGCUUUAAGUUUCUUUGAUGAUAAUGCUCUUGAAUCAAAUCACAAGCAUGUCACAAUUUUCAACUUGCAUAGUUUUUUUUUUUUGUUCUUGGGCAUUUUGAAAAAUUUUCUGUGGACAUGCACUUUAGACUGUGAUAAGUUUACUGAAUUUAAAGCAUAAUUUUUUAAAUAUUUAUAAGCUCAUUUCUUGAGAUGAAUUUCAAUAUCUGAAGUAAUCCAUAAUAUUAAAGUUAUAAACUUUACUUUAGGCAUUUUUAUAGUCAUGUCUAAUUAUGAAAAAAGCUUUUUAUGAACAUUUUCCUCUCCAUUCAUUCAUAAAAAGUAGUCAAUUGUUUUUUUUUAAUUACAUGGAAUUGAGUUAUAUUGAAUUAUGAAGAAAGUGACUUACAUAAGUUACUUUUAAAUUUUCAGUAUUUAAUCUGAACAGUUUCUGUACUUUUAAAUAAAAUUAUGGUAGUUAAGUGCAACAUUUUAAACUAAAAAUUAUUGUUUUUAACAGUUAAGCUGGGUUUACAUUUAAUGGUCUUUGGGUACUUAAGUAUCAUGUUUUUGUACGAAUUUUUCUUUUUCAAGAAUGCUUGUAUUGUUAAUGGUUGUUAACUGUAAAUUUUAGAUUUAGGAAAAAUCAGAAUGAUUGGUGAAAUAUGGAAAAAUAUCCUUAACCCUGACUAUCAGGAAAAAUAGUAAAGGCUUAGGCUUUACUUCAUUGAAUGCAUGAUUUACCAGGCUUUAAUAAGGUUUCAGUUAUUUAGAAUUGAAAGCUAAGCAUCUUUUUUCAGUACAAAAGUUAUUUAGAAUUAAAUAAAAAAUAAGGCGUUCUUGUUUAGUGAAGAAAAAAAAAAGAUGUUUGUAUCAAAAGUUUUUGUAUUUGUAAGAACAAAAAAUUAAGAGUUUGUUUCUCAGUGUGUUAAGUUCAGGUACAAUUAUGAAAAUGUUGCCAAAUCAAACCCACAUUUUAAUAUCAUUAUUAGAUCUUACAUGUGUAUAAUAUGGGUUAACUGUUGUACACCAAUAAAGAAAUGAUUAAAAAGGCUCUCUUCAUGCAAAAUCUAGUCAGUAUAAGGUUUUCUAUUACCAUCCAAUUUUUCAUACUGCCUUGAACAUUUAAUAAAGGUUUUGCCUUUUA